Messenger RNA from Podarcis raffonei (Aeolian wall lizard), 2712 nucleotides. RefSeq names its product death-associated protein kinase 2-like. NCBI's taxonomy places the organism in Eukaryota, Metazoa, Chordata, Lepidosauria, Squamata, Lacertidae. The transcript has 13 exons. The coding region runs from base 241 to 1989 and encodes 582 amino acids. Gene Ontology annotation, biological process: protein phosphorylation; positive regulation of apoptotic process; intracellular signal transduction. Gene Ontology annotation, molecular function: ATP binding; protein serine/threonine kinase activity. Gene Ontology annotation, cellular component: nucleus; cytoplasm. The record is from RefSeq and is a predicted model, not a curated record.
CUCUUGAGCUGCCAGGGCUGGUUACUGUGUGCAGACAAGGCUUUCCCAAGUUUGCUACAGCCAGAGGCUCUCAAAAAGAUACCUGCUGCCUUGCAGCUGGUCAAGGGAGGCAGAGAAAAGCAGAGUGGGAAGGCUUGAGAGAGUUUUAACUUCACCUUCAGUCUGGGUGACAGUUCUUUAAGCUUGGGCCACCCGCGUCCGCCCCUUGAAGGGUCUGUGCCCAGGCUGCUGGAAGUAAGCAUGCAGUCCAGGUGGGUCCGAAGUCAGCAAGAAACCUUCCCUGUCCUACACACCCAACAGCUGGUUGACUGCCUUGCUCCAGGGGGCUCUGUCAGAGCUGCAGUUGGGCGCGGGCAGGGAGAGGCCUGCUGGCUCCGCAGCGGGAAGGAUGGAAGGUCCUCCUCACUGGGCAGCGGCUGGGAGGCCUGGUCAGGAAGGGGGCUGCGGCCGGGCCUCUCCUUGCAAGCGGAAAAGGAGCCCCUCCAGGGCCCUCCUCCGCCGGCUGGGCUGCUGGCGGGCGACCUGCGGGAAGGGAGCCGGAGGCGUCUUUCGGAGAUGCCCCUCGGAAGGGACUCCCCGGCCGGAGCGCGCCCUGCAGCAGCCCCCGAGGCGCCCACGGGAAGGAAAGGGUCCCGGGCUGGCGGGGCGGCUCCUCCUCUUCGGAGCGAGCCAGGACCAGACCGUCGGAGCUGCGGCCGGAGCAGGAGGGCUGGGUUGCUCUCUCGGGCCGGCGCUGCACGACCGGAGCUGAUGGCCAAGGAUGGAGGGGGCGAGGUCCUUGCCAGUGGUGAGGGGGGGCGCCUAGCCAGGAGCCCCCAGGAGGCCCUGUGCAACCUGGAUGAUGAGGACAAUGACGAGGUCUUUGACAGCCCCGACAGCCAAGGCCCACGGCCGGGCUGGACCACGUCAGCCACCUUCCGCCACUGCAGCGUGGAUGAGCUUUACGAGCUCCUGGAGAAGCUGGGCAGCGGGCACUUCGGGGUGGUCAGGCGCUGCCAGGAGCGCUGCACAGGCUCCUUCUAUGCCGCCAAGUCCGUGAAGGUGCGGAAGCGAAAGGGGAGCCGCCUGGGCCUGGACCGCGAGCAAGUGGAGCGAGAGGUCUCCAUUCUCCAGCAGCUCCAGCACCCCAACAUCAUGCGCCUCCAUGACGUCUUUGCCGGGAAGGGCGAGGUGGUCCUGAUCCUGGAGCUCAUCCACGGAGGGGAGCUGUUUGACUUCAUCGCAGAGAAGGAGCUUCUGACGGAGACAGAAGCCAUCCAGUUCCUGCAGCAGAUCCUGCUUGGCCUGACCUACAUGCAUUCCCAGCGCAUUGCUCACUUUGACCUCAAGCCAGAGAACAUCAUGCUCUUCCAGAAGGAUGUCCCCAACCCCCUGAUCAAGAUCAUCGAUUUUGGCCUGGCCCAGAAGCUCGAGGAAGGCGUGACCUUCAAAAGUUUGUGUGGGACUCCCCAGUACAUUGCUCCUGAAGUGAUCAACUAUGAGGCUCUGAGCACAGCAACAGACAUGUGGAGCAUUGGCGUGAUUACCUAUAUAUUACUGAGCGGCAUGUCCCCCUUCCAGGGAGAGACGGACGCAGAGACCCUGACCAAUGUCGUCUCCGGCACCUACGAGUUUGAGGACAAGUCCUUCAGCCAAACAUCGGAGCUGGCCAAGGACUUCAUCCGGCAGCUGUUGGUGAAGGAACCUGGAGACCGAAUGUCGGCUGAGGAGUGCCUCAUCCACCCCUGGAUCAAGCCCCUGACCCGGAAGCAGGUUGCGAACCGGAGCCGCUCCUCCAUCAACAUGAAGAACUUCCGCAAGUUCAAUGCUCGCCGGAAGUGGAAGCUCUCCUACAACAUGGUGUCGGCCUGUAACCGCCUCUGCCGGAUGGGCCUCCUGUGCCAGCAGAAGCGGGACGAGGAGAACUUGCGCGGCUGCGAGAGCGACCAGGAGGGGGAGGCCAGCAGCCCCGUCACCCUCUUCCGCAGGCGAAGGAGCAGCUGCUCGUGAUCAGGGACACCGGGAGGCAGGAGGCAGCCUGCUCUUCCCACCCCAUCCAUUCACCAACCCAGGAGGGUGCGGCACAGCAUCUCGGGCAGCUCCAGCCUUCGACAACCAGCCCAUGGUUGCUGCAAUGUGGACAGGGAAGGGGCCUGCUGGCAGGGAGCCCAGCAUUAAAUGCCUGCAUUGCCCCACACUCCUGCUGUGCCAAGAGAGGGGGGGCUCCCAUUGUGGGCGGGAGACAGCUCUCUCUCUGCCUCCAGCACCCUGGGGCUUGGCGUUUUGGUCAGAUGGCUUCCAGCAGAGGCAAGCAUUUGCGGCUUCUUAAAAAUAAUGCUUUGUAUGUAUGUUUGUUUUUGGGGAGCAGGAGAUCCACUUCCCAACUAUUUCUGACCUACUUGGGGGAACAGAACUCCGCUCCCCCCCCAUGCCAGCACACCCCCCCACUACCCAUCCCUUCCUCCAGGAAUUCGUGACCAAAAAAGGUCCCUGGUCACUUUUUAAUAAUGUGCAUAGCGUUAAUGAUAUCUAUACAAGCAAAGAAAUGAAACAUCUGUGUCUUCCUGCUCGGCUGCUUUUUGUUUUUGCUGAAUUUGGUUCAUGUUAAAAGGUCAAGCAGAUAAACGAUUGCUUCACAAAGUGGUUUGUGAGUGAUUCCCAAGGUUUCAGGUGUCCCCUCUUUCUAGGAUUUCAUAAAGGGACUGUAGACAAGUUCUUCUCUCUCUCUCUCUC